Messenger RNA from Aspergillus aculeatus ATCC 16872, 2982 nucleotides. RefSeq names its product DDHD family phospholipase. The record is from RefSeq and is a predicted model, not a curated record. The coding region runs from base 221 to 2971 and encodes 916 amino acids. Lineage: Eukaryota; Fungi; Ascomycota; Eurotiomycetes; Eurotiales; Aspergillaceae. Gene Ontology annotation, cellular component: cytoplasm. The transcript has 4 exons. Gene Ontology annotation, molecular function: metal ion binding; glycerophospholipase activity.
UACGAAGCUUUUGGGCGGCCGAUCCACAAAGCCUUAGUUAAAUGCCAACAAGGCCAGAAAGCACGGGUGAAUAUUUGUGAUUCCGAGCACCCUCUGCGGAUUAAUACAAGCACCUAGUCCUCUGAGGUCUCACAGCCUCGUCUGGUACUAUCUUUUUAUUAAUUCAUCUGACGUAGGCGCAUUGGCUUUUGCCACGAGACCACGAGCUCUCCUGAGCUUCAUGCCAAAAGAAAGCCAACGGGGUCCUUUCCUAGGGGCAAUUUCGCCUUGGAAUAGCCCCCAGAGCUCGAUACCCUUGUCUACUACAGACAAGCAACACGAUAUACAGAAUAUCCUGAAGCAAUCCCAAGGACAAGACCAUGCUGUCACGCAUAGGUACAGACUCAGCUUACACCGGUACCCUGAAGACUGCCCGCCCUUGAGUGUCAAGUGGUUUUAUGCAGUGGACUCUCCAAAAAGGAAGCCAGAGCUGUCUACCAGUGCUCGGAACAAAGAAGAUCUCAAGCUGCCACCCCCCAAGAAAUUUGUGCAAUUCUCAACUAGAGACUCUCAUGCCAUUGAAGAAGCUUUCCAAAGGAUAUCGGACAUCGAGGUUGAAAAUGAGAACUUUAGCCACGAACAAGCAGACCCUGGCCGUUCACGCGUCCCAACCAAGGUUCCCGUGAAUGAAGACUUCUUGUUCGAUGUGAACGUGGAAUAUAGGGAGCUGGCGCCAACGUACUGGGUAGGCCCCAUAUAUGAAGUGCGCCGCGGGACCUGGUUCUUUCAGGAAGGAUCGACUAUGAAGCCAUGCGAAGAGAACUUAGCAACACAGCUUGAGGAGGGAUAUCUAAAGCUAAAACCCUGGCGAUGCUUGGACACCCGUCGCUCUCCAUCAACUGCUUCGUCGACAACACUUAGUCACCAAGAUUCUAGCCCCCGUGGUACUCCCGGAACCAGUAAUGAACCAAGGGAUUAUCGAUUGUUCGGCGCAUAUAUGAGCAAUAUAGUCACAUAUCAAGAUGCUUCCACUGCGCUGCUGACAAGUGAUGACUUCAUGUCCAGGGUCAGCACGACCGUAUACCAAAAGCUGGGUGCUGUCGCAGGCACAAAACUUGUACGUGGCUUCAAUGAAGCGAAGAAGCCCACAGAUUCAUCAAAAUGUGGCACCCCACCAAAGCAGACACACGAUGGGCUCAAGCGUCGCAGCAAACUACCAGCGCAGCUCGAAGUAGAAUCCAAGUUGUUGGGUUUGACCGAAUUGACUGGACCGGACAACCCCAGUCUAACGAAUACAACAACAGGGUCUGCAACCAAAGAGCCGUGUAAUGGGGCAGAUGAUCGCUCAGAAUUGGCCGAGCUUGAAGAGCAAAUGCGUACGCAAGAUCAGAAGGAGAUGGAGGCAUCAAGAGACUCCAAUGAAGAUCGAGAUCGGGAGAUAGAUCACUUGGUCCUAGUCACUCAUGGGAUUGGCCAGCGCCUGGGCUUGCGCCUAGAAAGUGUAAAUUUCAUACACGAUGUUAAUGCUUUACGCAAAACGAUGAAAAGUGUUUAUCGAGCAUCACCCGAUCUUCAAGCCUUCAACUCGCAAUUCGCUGAUAAACAUGAAAACUGCCGCAUACAGGUCCUACCCGUGUGUUGGAGACAUAUGCUCGAUUUUCCCUAUCAACGAAUGGAGCAAAGUCGGAAGGAACUCGACUUAGCGGACGCGGAGGCUCCCGAAGAUGCAAUACCAGCAUACCCUACUCUAUCAGAUAUUACACUCGACAACGUGCCUGCUGUCCGGAAUCUCAUAUCCGACCUGGCCAUGGAUGUUCUGCUUUAUCAGAGUGCGUAUUGUGAACAGAUAUCUCACAUAGUGAAAGGGGAGUGCAAUAGAAUCCUGAGGCUUUUCAAGGAGCGAAAUCCUUCCUUCAAAGGCUCAGUGAGUCUCUGCGGCCAUUCUCUUGGUAGUGCAAUCCUCUUUGAUAUACUCUGCCAUGAACCCCAUGAUAGCCAUCAUGCAGCCGCCUCUGUCAAUGCCAGACAGCCAGAAUGUUGUCAAGAUUCUUUUUUGGAAUUUCAAUGCCAAGAAUUCUUCUGUCUAGGCUCCCCUGUAGCAUUAUUUCAGAUGCUCAAAGGGAAGACUAUUGCUGCGCGGCGGGCUCGAGACGAGGGACUCGCAGAAGUAUCGUCCUUCCCAGAGAAAUGCGCAUUGGAAACACCAUUGCAGCCUACUCCCCAAGCAAAGUCUUUUGCUUCACACCAGACGAGCACCGUGAUCGCUCAGAAUGAGUUAUCUGUUUCUUCACCUAAAUGUGGGCAGCUGUACAAUAUCUUCCAUCCCUCUGACCCCGUGAGUUAUCGUUUAGAGCCUUUGAUCUCACCAGCACUGUCAUCGCUCAAGCCGCAGCCUUUGCCGUCAGUAAAGAAAAGUCUUUGGGCAACAUCCGGUCAGAGUCUUUCCAUGAUCGGUAGUCGUGUCGGCCAAAGUGUGGGAUCUCUCUGGACGAAUUUCACGUCAGGUGUCGCCAGCAGUCUUCUUAACCGUAGUCUCGGUCUGAGUCCCGAGGAUGCCUCAACCCGCUCAUCGUCCAAUGCGAAUACUCAAGACCCCCAAAAUCUACCACUGGUCGCGGGUGCUUCUGCGCUGAGUGAAGACAAAAGUCGACGACCCACACUGCUUCACUCUGAUUUGGAAACGCUAUACGGAAAAAUCCAUCGGGACAAGAUUUCAGCGAAGCAGAAUUUACAAGCCAGAGAACAUGCUAGCGGAGCCUCUGGAGCAGAUAGUGGCUCGAAAAGGAUUCUGCUGGAGGAUGCAAAGGUAAGGGCCCUGAAUGCCAACGGGCGUGUUGACUAUAGCAUACAGGAGGGUGCAUUCGAUAUAUCUAUGAUUGCAAGUAUUGCCAGCCACCUGAGCUACUGGACAGAUGAGGAUGUGAGCCACUUUAUGCUAUCGCAAAUGCUGUGUAGGAGGGAACAGUCAUCAGGAACUCAAGAUCGGCCCUAGCUUCUAUAAUG